AUGCGCCUUUGCCCUAGGGCAUCAACUUUUGGGAGACCUGCUUCUUCCCUAUGGCUGUCCCCCAGGGGACCCCCACUUAUACUCCUUCACCAUGUCAAACAGCAGCUCCCUCCCAAAGACCCUCCCUCUGUCACACCUUUCUCUUGGGGGCUCCCUUGUCCCCGCUGUGGGCCAGUAGACCUGCACCUGACUGGGGUGGACUACCUGCCUCUCAGUGUAGGAUCUGGGGACCUCUGUCACAGUGUUCCAGAAAUUGUCAGCAGAAUCACUGACAAGAGCAACAAGAUUGACCCCCCCAAGCAAUGGCUUCUAUGUGUCUCUCUUCUCACCCCACCCCCAUUGAAGUUUCCCCCAGAUGCCAGAAUUCCUAGAGAUGCCUCUGCUGAUUUCAAACUUGAGUUUAAAUCCCGGGAGAAUCCAGGAAAGAAGGCAAGUGGUUUGCACACAGUCUCUGGCGAGUUCCAGUCGGGAAGCUUCUUGAGCACGGGGGAGGGUGGGGAGGGAGGGUCUAAGAUUCAGGCAGGAAAGUCGAUCCUCAAAUCUUCUUUCAGAAGCUCUUGUUCCUGGAGAGUUCCAAUAGCUCUGGUUCUCAAGGAGAUUGACUAUGACACCUUUCCCAUUAGCCUCAUUAAGGAUGGGGAGGGGGGUGGUGGUAGCAGUUUACUAAGGAAUUUCAGCACUGAACCUAUGAGUCAAGUGCCAGCCCUGAAGAGUGAUGGCAUUACCCUUACCCAAUCACUGGCCAUCAUUGAGUAUCUAGAAGCCCAUUGGGCUCUUGCCACAAGACCCCAGGAAAAGAGCAGUGUUUGCAUGAUCUUGGAUCUCAUUGCUAGUGGAAUUCAGCCACUGCAGAACCUAUCUGUCCCAGAGAAAGUGUGCCAAGAGACCCAGCUGAUGUGGAUGAGUGUAGUCAUCAGCUCUGGCUUUGGAGCCCUAGAGCAUGUCUUACAGAGCACAGCAGGGAAAUAUUGUGUGGGAAAUGAGCUCUCUAUGGCUGACAUAUGUCUGGUGCCUCAGGUGGCUAAUGCUGAAAGGUUUAAGGAGGACCUCUCCCCAAACCCCACCAUCAACCGCAUCAGCAAGACUUGGCUCGCCCUAGAGGCUUUCCAAGUGAGCCACCCUUCCUGGCAGCCUGACACACCUCCAGAACUUUGGAUCUAA
Messenger RNA from Dromiciops gliroides (monito del monte), 1161 nucleotides. Its product is annotated as maleylacetoacetate isomerase-like. Gene Ontology annotation, molecular function: maleylacetoacetate isomerase activity; glutathione transferase activity. The record is from RefSeq and is a predicted model, not a curated record. NCBI's taxonomy places the organism in Eukaryota, Metazoa, Chordata, Mammalia, Microbiotheria, Microbiotheriidae. Gene Ontology annotation, biological process: L-phenylalanine catabolic process; glutathione metabolic process. Gene Ontology annotation, cellular component: mitochondrion; cytoplasm.